CAAUACAAUCUAAAAUAAAUAAACUGUUUUUACCUAAUGUCAAGUGUCAAAUUUGAGAGAUUAAUACAAUUUGCUAAACCAUAACCUAAGCCUGAUGCACCUUUGUCACAAAUUUUAUUGUUCAUUUAUAAUAAAAGCAAAAGUUGAAAAUAAAAUGAUGAGUUAAAUUAACAAAGAAAGAAGAAAAAAAGGAAAGUACAAUAAAAAUAAAAAAAAGAGCUUUAUUGUUUUAAGUUAGUUUUUACAAAUAAAAAUAUCAUUAUCCAAAAUAUAUUAAAAGUCAAAAUAAAUAUCUAGCUUUAUAUAUGUAUAAAAUAUUAAUCAAAUAUAUUUUAUUCUUAAGUUCCUUCUAAUAAUUUGGGGAAUAUUCUUUUUCUUCAAUUUCAUAAUAUUGAAAAUAUAUUUCAAUAAAAUAGCUCAUAUUUACUUUAUAUAUAUAUGUAGCUCAUUUAUUUUUUGAAGUUAAGUAUAAAUAAACUGUUUUUACCUAAGGUCAAGUGUCAAAUUUGAGAUAUUAAUGCAAUUUGCUAAAGCAGAACCUAAGCUUGAUGCGAUGUUAUCACUAAUUUAAUAGUAACUUUUUAAAUAUUAAAAAAAAAUAAAAUAAUUAAUUAAUUAAUUAAUUGAAUGGAAAAAAUGAAAUAUGAAAUAAUAAGAUUUAUUCAUAAUUAUUUAAAUUAACU
Molecule: messenger RNA, 683 nt
Organism: Tetrahymena thermophila SB210
Lineage: Eukaryota; Ciliophora; Oligohymenophorea; Hymenostomatida; Tetrahymenidae
Product: transmembrane protein, putative
Exons: 2
Source: RefSeq, a predicted model, not a curated record